Messenger RNA from Asparagus officinalis (garden asparagus), 1471 nucleotides. Its product is annotated as B3 domain-containing protein Os12g0592300-like. Bases 166 to 1251 code for a protein of 361 amino acids. Lineage: Eukaryota; Viridiplantae; Streptophyta; Magnoliopsida; Asparagales; Asparagaceae. The record is from RefSeq and is a predicted model, not a curated record. Gene Ontology annotation, molecular function: DNA binding. The transcript has 5 exons.
UUCAAGCACCGCUCAUCCUCUUCUCAGAUUUUUGAAGCAAGCCAGUGGAGUCUGACCACCUCUUUGAUUGCCUUCCUAACUUUCUCUGUCCAUCGAAGGUGGUAAAAUUCCAUCAGACACCAAUCAAUCAGAACCGAUAUCGAUGGGUUUGUUGAUAAAUGGGCUAUGGGCUUCACAGGAAUAGCACGGGCUUUUGGAUUUCUCUCAGCUUUUGGGAUAGGUGCCAACAUGAAGAACAAUUGCGAGGUAUGCAAGCAGUGGCAUGAGCAUGUUUAUUGGGAGCAUAAGAGCUCCAAAAUGUUGAGAUUCUGUGUGACAAUGGUUGGGGAUUUCUCUCGACAGAUGAUCAUACCCGAAAAGUUCAUGAGUCGAUUUAGGGAAACUUUAUCUGAAGUCAUCAGCUUGAAGGGGCCUAGUGGUAAAAUAUGGCAAGUAGGAAGGGUGAAGAGGGCAGGAAGACAUUUCCUUCAGUGUGGCUGGAAGGCAUUUGCAGAAGCGCAUAGCUUAGAGGACAAUGAUAUCCUCAUUUUUAAGUAUGAAGGAGAUUCAUGUUUUAGUGUCCUGAUCUUCGAUUCCAACAAUUGUGAGAGGGAGUCUACGUAUUUUGCCGAGAAUGAUCACAGUGUGGAACAAGUCGAUAAAGAGGACUCCUCUCAGAAAACUCUAGAACCAAGUGCAGAAGCAGAUGAUGAUGACUUUGAUUGUAGUUUUACCAGUAGCCCUAAUUGUCAGAGGGGAGACCCAAGCUGUUCCAGGAGGGAAACUAAAAAAAGGAAAGAUAUUCCGUCUCCAAAACAGGAACAGUUUGGUGCAAGUUUGCAUGGAAACUGUUCAGAAAACAGGAAUCCAGCACGGAGGGCUGCAACUCGUGAAGAAAGGAGAGCUGCAGUGGAGCAGGCUAAUACAUUUGAGACUAAUAGCCCAUCGUUUUUAACGGUGAUGAAAAGUUAUAAUGUCGGCAGUCAAUUCCAAUUGUUAAUGCCCCCAGAUUUUGCUAUGGAGUUUCUCCCUCGAGAAAACCAAGAGAUCAUUCUCCGUAUCCCAGGGAUGAAGAAAGAGUGGAAGGUUAACUACUGUGUCACUGAAACUUCAUCCCGUAUCAUUGGAAGGUGGCGGAAUUUUGUCCGCGACAAUAGUUUGGACGAGGGAGAUGCGUGUGUCUUCGAGCUUCUAAAGGACAGAAAAAGGAUAGCAAUGAAAGUUCAUAUCUUUCGAGCAGCGAACAGAGGGGCAUCAUCCUUAUCAGCCUAGGUUUCUAUGGCUUGUUUAGUGAAGUGAAGAAGAAACUGAAUAGAUGACAGCGAGGAGAUAUGGCUUGUUUAGUGAAAGUGAAGAAACUGAAUAGAUGAUUGUGAGGAGAUAUUAUUGUAGGACAAUCUCUCAUAAACAGUUUAGAUAUGUAAUUGUGCUCUGCUUGCUUUCUGGAUGACUUUAAUUUUCUAUGCUUGUUUUGUGAUUGAGGUGAUGAGUG